GUGGGAGGCGCCCGAGUGUUGAAAGUUGUGCUGUGUGAGGGGGCGCUCACUGUGGGACAGCCAGGCAAGACGUCCUGACCGGCACAAGGUCCUGAGCUUGAGUUUGACCCUCACAUAAACUCCUGUAGCAAAGGGUCCGUGCGGAAUCUGCGUUAUCCGUUUGCUGUGCUCAUUCUAUUGGAUAUGGGAUUCAGCAACGCCUAAACAUCUGCAGGCAGAGUGCUGAGGAUGUGUGCCUGCUGAAUAUCCUGACUGCACGUGUCCUCUUGUUUUGAGGAGUCUUGGACCCCCUCUCCCUCCUCCUUGUCUCUUUUUUCUUCGUAUUGUGGUGCUCUGACCAUGUCAACAGAAGUUGAGCCCAUUGCUGUGGUUCCAGUAGCCCCCGAUGGACCCACUUCUGAGCCCACCUCUACUACUGCUGCCACUGAAAUCAGCCCAGCAGUUCCUGCAACAACCACAGCACAAACCACAGCUGUAACAAAGACUCCAUUCUUCUCCAGGGAGAAGAAGAAGGUUCCAGAGAAGACAGAUGAGUACCUGCUGGCCAGGUUUCAGGGUGAUGGAGUUAGAUAUAAAGCUAAGCUGAUUGGUAUUGAUGAUGUGCCUGAAGCCCGAGGGGACAAAAUGAGCCAGGACUCCAUGAUGAAGCUAAAGGGCAUGGCAGUAGCUGCUCGUUCCCAAGGCAAACACAAGCAGAGAAUCUGGGUGAACAUCUCGCUAAAUGGGAUUAAAAUCAUUGAUGAGAAGACUGGAGUGAUUGAACAGGAGCAUGUGGUCAACAAGAUCUCCUUUAUUGCUCGUGAUAUCACAGAUAACCGGGCAUUUGGAUAUGUGUGUGGGGCAGAGGGUCAACACCAGUUCUUUGCCAUCAAGACAGCCCAGCAGGCAGAGCCAUUGGUAAUGGACCUGAAAGAUCUAUUCCAACUCAUCUUCAACAUGAGGAAGAAAGAAGCAGAGAAUUCACAGAAGAAUGAAAUCAAUAAUAUGGUGGUCGAGAAUGGAGGUGAUGCCUUGCUCAAUCUGGAUGGUGAAGUGAAUACUGUAAAAACUGUGGACCAGAUGGACCUUUUUGGAGACAUGUCUACACCCCCUGACAUCAACUCUCCCACGGAUGCUUGGAAAAAUCAAACAGGGUCUCCUGGAAAUGACCUGUUUGGGGCCAACCCAUUUGCACCGCCACCCCAGAGUAAUGGUGCUACAACUCAGGCCAACUCUUCCAUUCCAGCAGAUCUGUUCAACCCCACUACCACUUCGUCCAUAGCUGCUUUUGGAUCAAUGACCUUGGGACCACCAUCAGUUCCUCAAGUCCCUCAGACAAGUCCAUGGGGUCAGCCAGCACCCUCAGUAUUUCCCCCACAGAGCCAUGUACUUCAUGCAACAGUCCAAGCUAUACCACCGAAUUCCUUCCCUCAGCCAGCUGCAUUUGGAGGAACAUCAGUAUCUCAGUGGGGGCAGCAGGCGUCUUCCCCAUUUGGCUCCACAGCUCCCUCCCAAGCCUGGAGUCAACCAGUAGCAGUGGCAGCACCUAUGGGCAACUGGCCCCCAUCAGGGUUUCCACCAGGUCAGUUUCCUCCUAUGAUGAUCCCUCCAGGUGGUGUGAUGGCAGGCCAACAGUCUUCAGUGGUCCCUCCGCGACCUCCACCACGCCCCCCAGUGAAGGAACAGCCACCUGCUGUUAAAAGUGCCUUCACAGCCUUGGACCCUCUUGGUGGGAUAGAGCAGAAGACUGGAAAGGACAUGUUCAAAGAUUUCCAGAUGGCUAAGCCUGGAAGUGCCCCCAUGUCUGGCUCAGGCACCAAUGGCUCAUUUGAUCAGUACUUCUCCAAUAAAGUUGGUGUACCCCAGGAAGCAGCUGACUAUGAUGACUUCGACAUCAGUCAGCUUUCUGCAAAAAAUAUUGACCCACCCAAACCUGCAUUUCAGCCCGUCUCUGAAACUGCUAUCCCAGCUCAAGCUCCAAGCCUUACUCCUGCCCCAGCUGGAGGACUCUUGGAUGCUGCCUUUGCUCCUCAUCCAACUUUAGCCCCAUCAGGCCCAGCUCCUGCACCAGCUGUCAACCUUUUUGAUGAUACUUUUGGAAGUGACCCUUUUGGAGCACCACCUGCAACCAUGAUUGCUCCAGCCACACAAAACACUGUAAAAGCUGAUCCUUUUGGAGACCCUUUUGGAGGAAAUCCCUUUGCCUAAGUGUUGUCUUGUCCUGCACUGUUCAGAAUGGGAGGACCAAAAAAAUCCUGCGGUCUGCAGCACAGUGAACUGAAGAAAACAUUGGACAUCGUGUGUUUAUUUUUUUUGUCUGCACUUCACUGCCCCCACUAUGUCAGCAUAUUUCUCCUUUUCUCUCUUUCUGUGCUUUUUGUAACUGAUCUCAGGUCAGCCUACCUCUUAUUAAAUCAGCUGGUUCCAUUUCCUGACGUGCCUGUGACAAUCACUUAAAGCAAAUUUGCUUAAAGCAGUUAGAACAUGAGAUCUGGGAAUGAAUGUGAGGGGAUGAACAAGAGGAGGAAAGAGGCAAAUGUAUGUACAUGGAUUUGAUAAUAUGAGAUGCUCUAUUCUGUCUGGCAUUAAAGAAAGCAUGACGUGA
Messenger RNA from Colossoma macropomum (tambaqui), 2584 nucleotides. It is a transcript of the gene dab2, whose product is annotated as DAB adaptor protein 2. Gene Ontology annotation, cellular component: plasma membrane. The record is from RefSeq and is a predicted model, not a curated record. NCBI's taxonomy places the organism in Eukaryota, Metazoa, Chordata, Actinopteri, Characiformes, Serrasalmidae. The coding region runs from base 340 to 2187 and encodes 615 amino acids. The transcript is spliced from 15 exons. Gene Ontology annotation, biological process: negative regulation of canonical Wnt signaling pathway; positive regulation of endocytosis; receptor-mediated endocytosis.